Solenopsis invicta (red fire ant) is the source of this 2679-nucleotide messenger RNA. Its product is annotated as odorant receptor 46a-like. Gene Ontology annotation, biological process: sensory perception of smell; detection of chemical stimulus involved in sensory perception of smell. Gene Ontology annotation, cellular component: plasma membrane. NCBI's taxonomy places the organism in Eukaryota, Metazoa, Arthropoda, Insecta, Hymenoptera, Formicidae. The transcript is spliced from 10 exons. Gene Ontology annotation, molecular function: odorant binding; olfactory receptor activity. The record is from RefSeq and is a predicted model, not a curated record. The coding region runs from base 951 to 2123 and encodes 390 amino acids.
UAUGCUCUAUUCGUUACACGCAAAUCUUAGAAGCAAAAAAUAAAAAAAUAUGUAUCUUUCGAAGAUAUUUCAAACAUCGCUCUCCUACUGCAUGUUUGUCAGACAAAUCUGAAAAAGUUUCUAUCAAGUUGCAAGUGUAGAAGUAACGCAGAAAAAUCGCAAGAAUGUGUUAGACAUGUAUUGAUCUUAUUCUUAUGAUAAGCAAUUGCCCUCUGUAGAAACAGAAAUCUGUUGGUGCGGUUUACAGAGUAACAAGAUAUUUAUGAUAAUAAAUAUCUGUCUGCUUCUGUACAUUUAUCUGUAUCGUUGCCCAGAAAUUCUUCUUUUUUAGAAUAGUUGUAAAUAAAAUAAAAUAUUUCCAGAAGAGUAACUGUUAAGAUUCAAAAUUGUUUGCAAUAUAUUUUCUGUACUUAAGAGAGAAAAAUAUAUCUUGACGAUUUGGUUGUCGUUUACAUACUGCGCGGAAUACUGUAUUUUACCUUGGGCUCCCCUUAUUCACCGUUCACCCUAAAUAAUCGAAAAAUAAUCGCCGCAACAGUACAAUCACACGUGCGAGGAAAAUUAACACCGUGAGUGAAAAUUGCCCGAAGACAAUGUUUUGUUCGCUGACCACCGGAUGUUUCCCAUGUUAUUACGCAAACAUUGUACGCACGCUGUCGAUCGAUCCCCUCGGUGCUUCUGAAAAAAAUUCGCACUUUCACGCUAAAUGUUCGCGCGCUGUCAAUCGAUCCCCUCGAUGCUUCUGAAAAGUUCUCACUUCCACGCUAGACGUGUACAUUUUUCUUCGACGUAAUUUACCCGAUAAUAAAAAUAAACAAAUAAGUGGUGGAAAAAAUAAAAUUGACCUUAAGAAAAAAAAAAACGAUUAUAGCAUUAAAAUAAAAAAGAAAAAAAUUUAAAUUCACGAUCUCUUGCGCCUACGGUCAGUCUCUUCGUAACUUUCCGAGUAAAUGGAAUAUCCCGAAGAGCGUUACUAUAAACUACAUCGACUUCUCUUGACUUCCGUCGGACUAUGGCCUUAUCAAAGCAAAUGGAGCACAUAUUUAAUAAGGACUGUUAUUACUAUCAUAUCGCUAUUGGGCAUAAUUGUUCAGAUGUCGAGUUUUUUUACGGUUGACAACAUAGACACUGACUACAUAAGCGAUUUGUUGCCAAUAUUACUAUGUACAUUUGGUAUCGUGGGCCACAUGUAUUUACGUAUCAUGCACAUAGACAAAAUUAGAGAACUAUUUGAACGUAUAUCGAAUGAUUGGAAAUUUCAAAAGACACGUUAUGAGAUCAAAGUCAUGCACAAACAUGCAGAGAUAACGAGAUUAUUCACAUUUUAUUACCUCCUUGCAAACCUUAUAAUUAUAGUGGCGUAUUACAUAUGGAUGUCAGUACCGGAAAUUCUCGAUGUUAUAUCGCCCAUGAAUGAAUCUCGUCUGCGAAUACAACCUUUUAAAGCUAAGUUUUUCAUCGAUGAGGAACGAUACUUUUACUUCAUACGCUUCCUUAUAUGCGCUCUGAUUUUUACAAUACUAAUAACUAGUAUUACCUAUCUCGUGACAAGUGUGGCUUUUGUGCAACAUGUUUGCGGAAUGUGCGAGUUGCUCGGGUAUCGGGCGGAACGCUUGUUCUCCGUUGCUGAAGAGACGGCAAAAUCUGAUUUAAUACGAUCAAAAACAUACUGCGGAAACAUCGUCGUUUUUAUACGGCUGCAUUACAACAUUAUAAAAUUCAUUGAUUUGAUCGAAAUUAUUCACACAAUACCGUUUUUCAUGGACACGCUGGGAUUAAUAUUUGUGACAAGCAUAGCACUUAUGCAGAUAUUAUUCAUUGAUGAUAUUGAACGAGUUUAUAGAUUUUUGUAUACCAGUACUAUGGCAAUGGUGAUUCUAUUCUCGUUUAAUUUUUUGGGACAAAAAAUUACAGACGCAAACUUGAACGCAUGCGAGAAACUAUAUAACUCUAUGUGGUACAAUGCAAAUAUUUCAGAGCAGAAAUUAUUAAUAUUAAUAUUGAAAAGACGCUUUUAUCCGACCGUUAUAACUGCUUGUAAGUUUUAUGUGAUGUCCUUGCAGAGUUUUGGAAAGAUAUCUCAAACAAUACUCUCCUACUUCAUGUUUAUGAGACAAUUCUGAGCACACUUCCAUCAGCAGUAGACGCAAAAAUAAGAAUAGAAAAUGUAGUCUACUAGCAUGUAGUCUACCUCAAUCUACGUUAAUUCAUGAGAAAACACGUUAGAGAUCUUGAAUUUAAAGUGUAAAAAAAUUUACUGAUGCGUUUGCCAGGUAAGUUUACGCAUACAGAUACAGUGUAACGAACAAAGAAUGUAAAUUUCCAAGAUACAUUAAUGAAAACUUUUGUAUAAUUUUUUUUUAGGAAAAAAGUAGAACUAAAUAUUCAAGACAAUGCUGAAAAAAUGUUAACUAGAAAACUAGAAAUAAAUUAAAGUAUUUAUGAUAGUAUAUUGUAGUUAUAAUAAAAGAUAAUUCUUAAAAAUUAUCCAAUGUAAUAAUCUUGAGCAUCCCAAGCAAAAAAACAGAUGUAUAAACAAAAGAUGUAUUAUUAAGUUAAAUAAUAUAAAUAUAUAGUAUCAGAUAAAUCUGACACAAAUAUAGAUAUUAAUAGAUACUUCUCUUAUCCUAUCUCUAAAUAUAAAUCCACAUAUUUAUAUUAAAUUGAUUAUAAUACAGA